AUGUCUCGUGCCAACGAAACAAAGGAGAUGACGGUCAUCGAGCCCCGUGCCGGUCCUGACGAUGCACCUUCUUCGGAUCCCAAACUCGACAAGAUGGCCAAUACUAAAGACAUUGGUGCCGCUGCGUAUGCGGAAGCCCGAAACCUUGAUUCAGAUGAUCUCGAAGGAGAACGGCGAAGGGUCAAGAGGAAAAUGGACAGGAUCCUGAUGCCAAUGCUCAUGAUUUCGUUCGUUUUUCAAUUCUUGGACAAACUCUCCUUGAACUAUGCUGCUGCAUACACCCUGAUUCCAGACCUUGGGUUGGAAGGUCAGCAGUACUCGACUAUAGCAUCCGCUUUCGCCUACGGCAAUAUCAUCUGGUACAUUCCAGCUAGUAUGCUGCUUCAGCGUCUACCAGUUGCAAAGUACACGGGUAUCAUGAUUGGUGUUUGGGGAGGGCUUCUAAUGUGCUGCGCGGCAGCGAAGGACUUUGGACGCAUUUUUGCGCUGAGGUUCAUCCUGGGCAUGGCUGAAAGCAACAUGACGCCUGCUUACAUGAUGAUCUGCUCCAUGUUCUUCACGCGCCAGGAGCUUUCCUUGCGUCUGGUGCUGUUCAUUGCUAUGAACGGGCUGGCGACUGCUGGGGGGUCUCUGAUUGCUUUCGGUUUUGGACACGUGCACAGUACCAGCAUUACUUCAUGGCAGCUGAUCUUCUUGGUGAUUGGUGGUACAAACCUCAUGUGGUCGGUUCUAUUCCUCUAUGUUGUCCCUGAUUCUCCCAUGAACGCCCGCUGGCUCAACGAAAGAGAGAAGCUUGUGGCCGUCGAUCGUGUGUCGCAAAACAUGAUCGGCAUCAAAGACAAAGACUUCAAGUGGGGGCAGAUACGAGAAACCUUCUUGGACCCGAAAGUCUACAUCCUCUGCAUCUGCGGCUUUUGCAACGGCGUUGGCAGCGGCGGUCUUGGCUACUUCGGCUCGGCACUCCUCAAGGGGUACGGCUUCUCUGGCAUCAACGCAACACUCCUGCAGCUCCCCACUGGUAUCAUUGAGUUCAUCGUCCUACCUAUUUCAGGCUAUUUGGCCUCUCGGUACAUCAAUGCCAGAUGCUAUGUCGCCGUUGUCACCCUCGCCAUUCCAUUCGCAGGAUUCUUAGGCAUACGUCUGACGUCUUUGGAGCACCAGUGGAGGCUCGUUGGGUCCACCUGGAUCCUCUACGUCUUUGGCAUCGGAGCAGCCGCAUGCUACAGUCUGCUCGCAGCCAAUUUCGCCGGCCACACCAAGCGCUCUUUCGUGAACGGUCUUUGGUUCGUCGUAUGGGCGUGUGGCAACGUUGCAGGUACUAGCUUCUUCAAGGGCGACGAGGCUCCGCGGUACUUUACUGGAAUCACAGCGCUUCUGUCAUUUACCUCCGGAACCAUGAUAAUGUUCCUCGUCUUUGCUUUCUACUGCAAGUGGGAGAACAAGAGACGCGACCGCGUUUACGGUGUCAGGGAUGUUGUUGAUGGCGAAGCCGACAACGAGGGCAUUCGAGCCGGAUUUAUGGACAAGACCGACAUUGAGAACAAGCAUUUCCGUUAUGCUUACUAG
This is a messenger RNA of Colletotrichum spaethianum, 1566 nucleotides long. RefSeq names its product putative transporter. Gene Ontology annotation, cellular component: membrane. NCBI's taxonomy places the organism in Eukaryota, Fungi, Ascomycota, Sordariomycetes, Glomerellales, Glomerellaceae. The record is from RefSeq and is a predicted model, not a curated record. The transcript is spliced from 3 exons. Bases 1 to 1566 code for a protein of 521 amino acids. Gene Ontology annotation, biological process: transmembrane transport. Gene Ontology annotation, molecular function: transmembrane transporter activity.